AUGGCAGCUAUCAGCGGCCUGGAACUGGCAGUGCACACCUCCCAUGCUGGACAACAGAAACAGGUGCAUGUGGUGGGUGUGGAAGUUUUCCGACUCCAUGGACCGCUUCAUCACACCCAAGGGUGGUUUGCGCAUCGCCAACGAUGGAGAUGUCGUCCCCUUUGUGGCUACGGACUGGCUUGGCUCUGGCGUUCCGCGCGUGUGAUGCAUGGCUAUGAGUGGAUCUUCCCACACUUGGCCCGAAAACGGUUCAAGAAGUUGAAAGACUGGCGCACGCAAGUCAGACACCCGAAGGGUGAGGAGGCGUCUUUUGCAAAGAACUUUGGGUGUUCGACAAUGCCUGUGAUGGAGAAGUUUCCACCAAGUUCAUGCAACACUGGUGCACCAACAAGAUUGUGCGACUGCUCACGCUCAUGA
This is a messenger RNA of Durusdinium trenchii, 417 nucleotides long. The record is from the annotation of a GenBank genome assembly. NCBI's taxonomy places the organism in Eukaryota, Dinophyceae, Suessiales, Symbiodiniaceae.